GCGGUGUUGGAUCUCACGCAUACUCCCUGGACGUGAGCUUCGCUCUUCCAGUUCAGUUGAACUUGCGUGCCCACAUCGUAAGCGGUCUGUGAAUCGCCGCUAAGCUCUAGUGAACGAACAGCUUCUCUUAAGUGAAUUAUAAUCCUGACUUUGGGAUAUGUCCGACUAUAAACAAUCGAUAGGCUAAUCCUGUUGCGAACGAUCGUCUCAAGUGCUCUGUAGUGACCUCUAAGUUACCUUACUUUGCGUAACUGCAGACAAGUGGUCGGCGUUUCUUCUUCUUCUGAUUUAUCCACACCACAAACCCCAAAUGCACAUGAACGGCGAUCCCAUGGCAUACCAUGGCCCCUUUGUGACCCAGUCACAAAGUCUGGGCAACAGCAUGGCGUGGCGCACGGCCAUGUCUAACGCUGCUGGCCUCCAAAUGGGCAUGGGGCCCCACCACCCCCACUCUAUGGUCGACCCAGCCACUCUGCACAUGAGCUACCACACCGCAACCGAGCCUCGGGACCAUCUCCUAGGAAUGAACUCUUUUCCGUCCCUGCGAAGUGAGUACCAAGCUGACGAAAAUUACUUCAGGCAACAUAAUGUUGCUCCCCAAAACUUCUAUAGCUGUCCUAGUGAAGUAGCAAUAACCGCGGAAGUGUACGCUUGGCAUCAGCAUCAUCAGCAACAGGCAAUUCAGCAACAAAUGGAAGAAGUUCAUCAUCGUCAGCAAUAUUAUUUGAGUGAAGCUGCUAGUGCUGCAAUGGCUAAACUGCCGCCUCAGCCCGGAAGGAAACAGCGUCGGGAGCGCACAACUUUCACGCGCGCGCAGCUCGACGUGCUGGAGACGCUCUUCGGCAAGACGCGUUACCCGGACAUCUUCAUGAGGGAGGAGGUCGCUAUCAAGAUCAACUUGCCUGAGAGCCGCGUUCAGGUUUGGUUCAAGAAUCGGCGUGCGAAAUGUCGACAGCAGAACUCGAAUAACAACAACACCAACUCAACCAACGGCACAAGUUCGAGCGGUUCUUCAAGCACCACAACGACAAGCACGACUUCCAGCAGCGCGGGAACAGCAGCGUCUAGUACAAGUACAACUGACAGCACCAGAGCAGCGGUGCCGCGGCCAAAGAAGACUUCCAGCAAACCUUCAACGCCCCCCGUGGCGACCGCCACCAAUACGACGUCUUCUGCGGUGCCUUCUGCCGUAAAAGCUGAGCCAAGGGCACAAUCCCCAGCAGCAUACAAACCUCCAACAACAUCCCCCGCCUCGGCACACACUCCUCCCAACACAGCUCCUACGCCAAGUCAACCUUACACCGGUUUUCAAGGUGCAACGCACACCAUUUCCAGUAGUGUUGUUGACCCCAAUGCAUAUUCCUCUAGCUUGUGGCCAUCCACUGCUCUUCGAUCUGACUUGGGUUCUCCGAAUUGCAUGCAAGCUGCCUCUCACUACACGGGUAUGCCUCCCCACGCCAAAACUCCCCCAUCUUGGAACCAGAGCUACACUCCCGGCUACUACGGAAACUUCGAAUAUCUGCACCAACCUAAUCACUUCAACGCCAGCCACAUGGCCAACUUCUCUCAGAUGACAGUCGGGCACCCCAACAUGAACAGCGCUCAGAUGAGCGCAGCCCAACAGUACAGAGCUCCCACUAAACAGGAGUGUAUGGACUACGCAGCUAACACAGGCGAAAACUUUCAGAGUCUUUGAACAAUUUUGUUACGAACUAUUACACCUUUUUAAAUGGAUUUUUUUGUGUUUGUUGUUUUUCGCCGAAUCGAAGCCGAUUUAAUGUUGUGAACGGUUUCUUAAACAAUUAAAAAAAUUAUUUAGACCUUUAGCGUUAGCAAUUU
Molecule: messenger RNA, 1839 nt
Organism: Hyalella azteca
Lineage: Eukaryota; Metazoa; Arthropoda; Malacostraca; Amphipoda; Hyalellidae
Product: homeobox protein OTX1 B-like
Exons: 5
Coding region: 311-1696 (461 amino acids)
Biological process (GO): regulation of transcription by RNA polymerase II
Cellular component (GO): nucleus
Molecular function (GO): RNA polymerase II cis-regulatory region sequence-specific DNA binding; DNA-binding transcription factor activity, RNA polymerase II-specific
Source: RefSeq, a predicted model, not a curated record